Messenger RNA from Seminavis robusta, 4272 nucleotides. Lineage: Eukaryota; Bacillariophyta; Bacillariophyceae; Naviculales; Naviculaceae. The record is from the annotation of a GenBank genome assembly.
GUAUCUUCUAUUUUUUGUCAUGCGGCAGCGCUUUCAUUGCAUUCCGUUCUAAAACAUUCUUGUUUUUGCUAAUGAAAGGCGGAAGACGUACUGUAGCUGUAUGAAUGCAUGCAUACCGGCGAUUGUGCUGGGAAUAUUCGAACAGCACUUCUGAACUGAAAGCAUCUAUCUAUCUAAUUAUCGAUCGAUCUAUCUAUAUCUAGCUACCCAAGGUAUACCCAAGAGACUUAACCUUGAAAAUGAGAGUUGGCAGCAGCCUCAGCCGUGGUCGUCCAUACGCAUUGCCAUGGAUGGUGCUAUUCCUUGUCGGUUGCUGGCUUGGAGUACUGGAGACGCCCUUCUUGGUUGCUGCGGCAGAGGCUUCGGCAGUCCAAGAAUCAUCCCUUGAUGGCGAUGGCGAUGGAACCACGGUCAAGUGUGCCGAACUUUCUCUGCCUGCAAAGGAAGACAAAGGAACGAAAGAACGUGAGUUAGCUACGACCUUUUCCAUAAUCACCCAGCCCUCCUCCAAUAAUGCUACCUCCAACCCAAAUACAACAACUGAAACUACGGUGGUGGUACCGGUAGUCCACCCCACGAAUUUCCGUCGUGGCGUGCCGUUUCAAUUCCAACACAUUUUCUUUUUGGGUGGAGAUUGCGGCAAUGAAUUCAAUUGGUACAAACCCUUUAUCGAUGCGGGAAUGGAAACCCUGCACCACCGCCCCCAAAUCAUUUGUCCACCGGGAUACGAUUCUACCGAGGGUGUAAUAUGGUGGACCCGUGAAUUUCAUUUGGCUGCCCUGCAAAUGGUCGAAGAAAUUGCGGGAGAUGCCCUCAAUGAAACGCUCGUCAUUACCGUGGGAGUCGGAUUGGAAAGUGAUUGGACACCGGUGGCCAAUUUACUACGCAAGGGCAUGGCGUUUUUUCAUGCCAAGGAAGAUCCACUCGAUCGACGCGGUUUCAAUCUGACAGAACACCAUCUCACGGAUCCCAACGAGUUUCUCUACUUGUACUUUCAAUGGGACGAAUACAAGGUUGCGGAAAGCAAUGGCAAGGAACUCUGUAGACUCAAGGGAGCCAAAUCACCGCUCAAAGUUGCCAAACUCGAUAGUGCCGGACGAGAUUCUUCGCCCCAAACGUACCGAGUUGAUUUGGCAUUGGCAGCCUUCCAACAAGCUUGUCCCGAAACGGAGGUUCAAAUACUUUGGAGUCUCUAUGACAAUGCCACACGCGAAGAAAUGGAAUCCACGCUCCUCUUCAAUCCACUCCCCGAUGUCAUCAUGACCGUCUCGGAUCACAUUGCCAAAAAGAUACUACUCGUGGCGGAAGAUGUCCUGACGGAUUCCGAAUACACGGCCGUCACCACCACUGGAUGGGACAAUGUCUAUCCCGAGCUACUCGCCCAACACAAAAUUCUCAUUACCGUUGAUCAAUUGGUACAUUAUCCCAAUUUGGGCAUUUGGAGAGCCAUUGGGACCAUUGUACGGAAUGUCCAAAAGACGGGGUUGAAUUCCACCGGUGCCAUCCAGUCCCAAGUGGGAUUGCCACCCGAUUCCAUGACCGUACAAGCGGAAGCCUUGACUGUAUCGGGAGAUCGGGCGGGAUAUCUCAUUAGCAAUCUACUGGCGGGGUACGAUCCCACAUUUCCACCCUACGAACAAGUCCAAGUAUCCACAGGAUUGUUUGGCGUUACCAUUACCGAAAUGGACCCUUUUGAUGGCAAAUUCGAAGCCGUCUUUUGGCUGCGCAUGAAAUGGCACGAUCCUCGACUGGGAUGGCAUCCCAUUGUCUAUGACGAUGAUUUGCCCAUUGAUCCGCAACAAAUCUGGACGCCACGACUCUACUUUGCCAAUGAUUUCAUGCACACGGAAUUGUACACGGCACCGGCCAUGCUCACGCACGACGGAACCGUCAUUAUGGAAACCAACAUGAAUGCACAAUUCUUGUGCUCUACCACGGAGGAGCUACGCAAUUUCCCCUUUGACACAUACAAUUGUUCCAUCGAUUUGGGAGCUCCCAAGGGGGUCACGUUGGACCAGAGUUUUGGUUUUCAAGUCAUUGAAAGUGAUCCUCAUUACGCAACCACGCACGCCAUUUACGGGGACAACAACAACGAGACGACGACGAGUGGUAGUGCAAGCAACAAUGUCCAAGUCGUCCACUACAAUCUCAAUUUUGUCCGACGGCCCUUUACCACCUACAUGCGGCUCAUUCUACCGGCCAUUCUCAUCAACUUGAUUGGAUUCAUGGCAUUUUGGAUUCCCGAGCUACCGGAAAGUGUCGCAUUGGGCAUUACGUCCCUGCUCUGUGCGCUCGCCUUUCGAGAGACGGUUGAAAUGCCCGAUACGGCCGAUAUUACUUGGACAGAAGUAUUCAUGUUGGUCAACAUUAGUUACCUGGCAUCGGUCAUGCUCAUUACAUGGUUCUCGUACAGCAGCACCACCCGCUUGGGGGCCCAAGUCAACAAACUAUGCUUGCCCUGUCACCCAAAAAAAGUGGUAAGGGACGUUCAGGUCGUUUCGGCAUCUGUCAUGCACCACCACGAGGGGCCCUUGGAUGCUCGAGCUGCGGAAAGGCUGAAACUGGAAGAUCAAUUGGAAACGCUCCGUGCCGAACUCGAAUUUUUCGAGGACGAUGAAAUCGUCGUUAAUGGUAUCAGCGACAAGGCCAGGAACAGCUACAGACCCCGAGAGAGCCACGCCAGCCUACUCGGUGGUAUCAUGACCAGUCGAGAAAGCACCAAACACAGUGCCAUAUCGAGCGAUAGCAUCCUCAGCAAGCGGAGAGCGGCUGAAAAGGAAAUACUAAAGUUUUCGGGGCACGAUGCAGAGGAAGAAAACGAAAUCGAUCUAGAGCAGGGGCCGCCGUUGCAAAAAUCACCGGGCAAUAACAAUAAUAGCAACUCCUGGGGCACAUUCGCGGGGGAUGAUAUGGGUGUGUCGUCCAUGCACAAGUCGGUCCUGGGAUAUGAAACCGUGCAUGCCAAUAAACGAACAUCCUUGGAACAGGAUGAGGACGACUUCUUGUCUGGGACAAGCUUCCAUGGGAGGAUUGGUGCCAGUUUUUACCGAGUCAUGGCUCCGUUUCGCAAACUGCGUGGCAAGGCCCAAUCAGAACCAGAGGAAGAAGAGAAACCAGCCCAGGAACAUAGGGUAAAUCGCUUUGAUCCAACAAAGGACAGAAGCCAUGCCAAUGUGGAUUGGAUUGGUCGUUGGUUUGUGGUCCCAAGCUACUUCGUGGUCAUGGCUACGCUACUGAUGGGAGGAUGGGGUUUCAAGUAAGAGCUAUGCAUUCGAAACGAAGUUGGGUUAGAGGGGACUAUGGGUGAGAAUGGGUCCCAGAGGAUCAUGGCAAGGUGCAAGGGCGGGAGCUGGACAAUUAGGAUUGCAGGCCAAUUGCACAAGUCAACAGGAGGAGGAAAAGGGAAGGGAAGGAAGACGUAAAAUGCAUCAAGGGCGAAGACUAGCGAUAGAGAUCAAGAGGGCCUCAAUGCCGGGAGCUCUCGAGCAAGGGCAAUGCUCAGUUGGGCGCUAUUAUAUUAGUACUGCGAGAGUUCAACGCGUUCUGAAACCACGUUGUAGCAGACAUUAGUAGGAUGUCAGGACAAAAAUCAGGGAGGUUCUCGACCACACAAUCGUCCGUGUUCCGCGCUUGCACAGCCAAUCCGUGUCUUCUGAAUCGAAGUAAGCGCCCAAUGUCGGUUUGAAGACACUGAGCUGAGUUUGCUCUGCAUGGUUUCUUUGCCUUGAGCCAUCAUCCAGGUAGUGCAAAACUUUUCGUUGGCGAUGCCUGUGGGCGUUGUUCCACUGGUACAACCCACCACAAGGAAGAGACAAAACCACAAGGAGGCUGCUGGCUUGAGGCUCACCACCCCAGGAUUCGAGUGCGCGCCUGUUGUCUUCUGGCAUGGCUGUGUUUGGCAUUUCUGGGGAAGCUUUGGUGGGUGUCUUCAAUUGUUGGAGCCCAAGCGUAUCAGAACGAUUGUACGGCACAGACUUGGAUCCAUACCGCGACACGCCUGAGUACGAACGCUAAACUGGCAAGUCGUGGAUUCUUCAGCAGAACAGGUUUACUCCAUGGACCUGUAAAUAAAUCUCUGAGACUGGGGCACAAAAGAUCUAUUUUUAAAAUUUAUUUAGGUAUUGGACUCGUGAGGGUGGGGAAAGGGAUUAUAAAUGUGGUUUCGUCCAAUCGCGCCAUGACAUGCUUGAUGGUACUAUCUUAAUUAACAUCUCUACAUUGCUCCCUUGAUAUUAAGAACAUCCGAGAUAGAUGUUGAGUACUGAGAUUUGG